Molecule: messenger RNA, 12707 nt
Organism: Plasmodium vivax (malaria parasite P. vivax)
Lineage: Eukaryota; Apicomplexa; Aconoidasida; Haemosporida; Plasmodiidae
Exons: 2
Coding region: 1-12429 (4142 amino acids)
Source: RefSeq, a predicted model, not a curated record
AUGAACGUCCCUAAGCAUGACGGACGGAGGGGAACGAGAUUGUGCCCCUCCAUAGACAACGCUGCCAAGUGCGGGGGAAGGGACAGGGCGUGCUCCAACGAGCUGGGGGUGGCAAAAUGGAGGGAGAAACAAGUGGAAGGCAGGUGGGGACGCAGCGGUGUGGAAAACGACGCGGAGGAGAAGCCCCCCCGGGGGCACGAACGUAACCACGGAUUGGGAGAAGAGGGAGAAGGGGUCGAAGUGGACGAAAUGGACGAAGUGACCUCGCUGACCGGAAGCUUCGUCGGCAUAGAUCACCAGAACUUGCCGUUCGUGAGGAGCAACUUCGCCAGCCGCAUCAACAGCAGAAAUGUCGUGCCCAUAAUAGACCUCUUCGUGCAGAACUUAUUUUUUCACUUAAAAAGCAUUGGGAAAAAUAUAGACAAUUUUUAUUUGAGCUUUGGGAAGGUCGCGUACCCCUUUCACUUCCCCUUCGGCAAGUGUGACGUUUGCGAUGAGUGCCUACUGAGGGGGAACAGGAAGAGGAGAGGGGAGGAAAAGAAGAAGGAGGAGAGGUGGUGUGCACGUGGAGCGGAGCGGCAACACAGUGGGGUUAGAAAAAACGGGAGCGAAUUCCUCCCCCAAGUUUUAAACGCCUGGUGCGAAAGGGUAAAAUGCCUCAUAACCAUUUAUAAUAAAAACAGGAAGACGCAGAAGGUGAGGGAACACUUUCAACGGGGGGGAGGAGAAGGGGAGCCAGGAGAGGGCAGCCUCUUCUUCGAUCGGAGGAGCAGAUAUGACAUGAACGAGUGUGCGAAGGGGUUAGUGCAGAGCAUCCUCUUGGAUGAAGGUAAAUGGGAGAGACUAAAACGGGUGUCCCUUCUCCCGCCAGGAAAAAAACAACAACUGGUGAGAAGUAAAGCAGGUAAUGUAACCCACGGGGAAGGCCACUUUUUACCUGACCUGUGCAGGCAGAAAGGAGAACUAUUUGAUGAAGACGUAACCGAUUUGUACCUAAUCAAUUUGGUCAAAACGAAAAUCGAAGAUUACAUCAAAAAUGUGCAAGUGAAGAAGUUUUGGGACGUCAUAAAUGUGCAGUACUUGGCCAACUUUGACUACAGGGGAGAGGCCUCCUCCAAAGGGGGAGAAGCCACCCACAGAGGGGGAACGGCCACCCCCAUAGGGUUAGCAACCACCCACAGAGGGGGACCUUCCCCCGCGAACUCCCUCCACCGUGAGCCAAUAUACGACUACAUCCAAAUUGUGAAGAAGAGUAAGUGCAAGAAGGAGGGGAAAGGCAGCGAAAAAGGCAGCGAAGUGGGGAGGGAAGCAGACAAAAUAGGGAAAUUCGUGACGAAUGAAAACCGCGCGCGGGAAGCGGAGAGGGGGAAGGCAGACAGAGAGCUCACGAUGAAGGAUCUCUUUAACCAAACGAUUAAAAAUUAUGAAGCGAACGAGGUUCAAAUUUUUCUGAGCAAUUACGAUAACAUAUUUUUAAAGUCCAUAGGGAGGUUCUACCUUCUGUUAAACUUUUCAGUCGAAAUUGUGGCCAUUCUGUAUGAGGACCUCGAUUUGUACUCCCUCCACAUUUUUUCCCUAUACAGCAGUUUGGGUCGCCACGGGGGGGGAGGUAGCGGUGGACCAACCGAUUGGCACUGCGUUAAUCCUUUUACGGGACGCAACCGAGGAAGCUCUGUGGAGCAGUCCUUCCCCGCCAGCGCUAACGCACUCCUUUGUAGCCUUUCCCCCGAUCAGCGGAGGUUAGACACUGCCGUAUUGUUGUUGCUGCGAAUGUUUUUGAGGGGCGAACUGGGGGAACCUUCCGUGGGUGUCCCUGCUAACUGUGCUGUGCCGCUCUGUAGGGGAACUAGGCUGUCUGGCCCCCCCCCGGAGGUGGUACACAACCUGAAGGUGGAGACAUGCAAAGAGGUGACCAAAGAAGUGAUAAAGCUAGCCAAGUACGUCACCGAAAAAAAAAUUCAUUUGCAAAAACCAGUCGUUAAGUACCUUCUGAAGGUUUAUAAAAAGUACAAGCAGAAGAUACACACGUUGGAGAUGACCAGGGGGGGGAGCAGCACCUCCAAUGCGGAGUCUCUAACCCUGUUGAGAAGGAACUUCCUUUUGCAGUCGAUGGAUUUUUACUCCUUUGAGUUCUUCACCAGGAAAGAUUUGAAGGCAAAUUUGAGGGGGCUCCGCAGGUCGAGGGGUGGAAGGAAGCGGCUGAGAAUUCCGGGGCGCUCCAGCAGGAGGGACUCCGUCGGCAAAUGGGUAAGCUCUCUCCGGGAGGUGGCAGUGUCCGAAGGGGGGAAUAGCCCCACAUGGUGCAUCCUCCGCGGGGUGACCACCUCCAACAGUGUGACGACUUCUAACUAUGUGGCAACUUCCAACCGUGUGUGGCCCCCCGGGGGAGAUGCCCACUCGGCGAAGAACGCGUCGGACGGGGUUUUCCCCAGAGUGAACGGGACGCGGCUGAGGAGGGCCAGGCGGACGCGGCACCUGCGCGCGCUGACCGUCCGCGUGUACGCCUACUUCAGGCGGGCGUUGCGCAUGGGGGCGGGCCCCCCCGCGGGCGGAAGGGAAGAGGGGAAAAGUGGCAACAAAAGUACGCGUGACGGAAGAAGUGGCCACAAAAAUAAGCGUAACGGCAGAAGUGAAAUCAAAAAUGCGCGUGGCGGAACCCGCCGCGGUCGGGGCCUCUCCAGGGAUGCACCCCUCCGGGAGAACGCGCACCUGUUCGUCCUCCCCUUCUACAAGAACCACAUGGUGAAAUCUCUAAACGUAGAGCGAAUAAGACGCAAAUUUCGAGCCCUGGUGAGGAGCAAACACGCAGUCUACAAAAGGGUCGUGCGGAAGGUGAGGCAGCGAUGGAGACGGGAGAAGAGGAGAGAGGUGGGAACACGCGACGAGUGCUAUGACCUCUUUGUAAACGUAUUAAGCACUAUCAAAAGGCAGGACGAAGAGAUUAGGAACAACGUGCUUGGAAUGAUAAGGGGGGUGAGCGACCAACUGAAUUUGUUUUACGCAAACAUUUGCCGGUGCGCGCCGGCGGAGAGUUGGGAGCAGAGGAACGUGCAGCUCGUGAUGGAGCAGCGGGUGGGGGCGCUGCGGGGGGAGCACUCCGUUCGGCUGAGUGGUGAAGCAGCGGGGGAAGCGGGAGAGGGGGAAGAAGGAGAAGAAGCGGGAGAAUCCGGAGAAGAAUCCGGAGAAGGGGAAGAAUCGGGGCAAUCCGCCGAAUCCGCUGAACUCGCUGAACCCGCUGAACCCGUUGAACCCGCUGAACCCGUUGAACCCGCUGAACCCGUUGAAGCGGUGCGUGGGAAGCUGGCGAGGCUUCGCCCGUCGCGGCAGGGCCAGCGCCCCCGCCGGGGCCCCUCGCAGAAGGGGAAAGACAGCCGAGAAAGGAGCCGCGAAAGGAGCCGCAAAACGAACCGCGAAAUAAACCGCGAAAUAAACCGCGAAAUAAACCGCGAAAUAAGCCGCUCAAAGAACUGCGAAAGUUGCCACCGCACCCUGGAGAGGCGCCUUCUCGAGAGGAAGGGAAAACUGCUCAGCCGGUUGAGCAACCUCAAGGGCUAUUACAAAGAGAAGGCGAAACGGGUGAACUACCUGUCGUAUGACGUGUCCAUUUUGAAGGAGUACCUAUGCGCGUAUGUGAAGAAAUAUUUUGACGACGUUAUCCUUUUGUUCGAGUACUUCUUCUGCGUUUCGGACGGUCACCUUGGCGAGGGGUGCAGCGGAGAGGGUUGCAGAGGCGUGAGUUGCGGUGGUGAGGGUUGUGGCAGCGAGCGUUGCGGCGUAGACGGUUGCCGCGUCGAGAGGAAGGAGGACCUGCUGUGCGAAUGGCUCGCGCUGUCUAGCGUGGACACCUUCAACAAUGGGGGCGAAUCCGGGGCGGACAACCUGCCCGGGAAGCAGCCCAGCCGCGGGAGGGAGGCGAAGCGCGGGAGGGAGGUCAACCGCUGGGGAGAGGCGAACCCCCCCAAGGAGCCAAAGCGCUGCAGAGAGGAGAAGCGUUCCGAGGACCACCGCAACUAUCUCCUGCUGAAGAGGCUGAAAUUCUUUGCGAGGAACGACAUAAUACAAUUCAUGAGCAGGAGCAUCCACGGCGCAGAUGGCCAAGUGCUCCUCAAAAUGGGGAGCGUGAAAAAGGCCUUCCUUUUUUUGCACGCGCUCCUGAAGGCGCAGGGAAGUAGCAACGAGUUGCUCAUUUAUAAGCUCCUGCUCAGCUUCGCUGUAAAGUAUGGGCAGUACUGCCAGAGGAAGGAGAUGAAGAGAAGUGGGUCCCCCCCAGGGGGCCGUCCGCCCUCACAUAGGUACUUCUCGGAGCAAGAACUGGUGAGACGCUUCCAGCAGCAGAAAAGGAGAAAAAAGUUUUUGGCCAAGUUUGGGUUAGACUGCAUGGAUAUCCCUCGUGAUGUCACUUCCUUUUUGAAGCAAAUCAUUCGGGGGUACGGUGCGGACCAGUCGGGGAAACCCCCCCAUGGGAAGGACAACUCCCCCGAUGCGUACACCUCCUGCUUGUAUAACCUAUCCAGCUGUGGUAGGGACGACCCCAGCGUACGUUCCAUCCUGCAAAAAAUGCUCAGAAAAAAAAAAAAAAAUAUUUGCGGCGCUCAAAGUAAAGCAAAGGCACAUUCAGGGAGAGAGGCACAAAGGGAAGACCUCCUCUUAACCCAUUUGGGGACUCUAUAUGAAGUUCUGCACCAGAGCGAUUUAGACAAAUAUGCCAAUUUGAGGCUGUUCAUCACGAUAGAGAAGAAGAGGAAGACUAACCGGAAGAGGAAGUUCAAUUGCGACGAGGUCUUCCCCUCUGCAGACACGAAAGAGAGUAGCCACGUCAUUCAGAAGGGAAUCAAAAAAUACUCCUUCCACUUUGUGGAUGACAAUAGAUUUGUCUUCCCAUACAUCUGCAACACGUUCGAUGUGGGGUCUCCGGGAAGGGGAGAGGGGGACCCCAGUGAUUCGUCUGGUCUCUCCGUAGACUACGAAAUUAUACAUUUUAAUAAAAAUUUAAAGUUCUUUCACUUCUUCCAUCCGGGGAGGGAGUACUCCUUUAGGAACUCCAUCCUGAAUUUUGUCUAUGGCUACCCGCUUGUGUGCAUAAGGAAGGGUCUCCACAAGGGGGGAAGAAGCGACACACACGAUGGGGGACGAAUCAACGCACACGCGGAGGGAAGAAGUGACACACACGAUGGGGGAAGAAGCAAAACACACACGGAAGGGUCAGACGAAUGCACCCUAAAACUGCGCAGAAAAAGGAAGAGGAAGGAGCUGCUCCGACAUUUAAGCCGCGCAAACAUGUCGAGCAGCAUCCCCUUGAAGUACAUCCACCUGUCCGUCAUCGGGGACAUUUUCAAGCACCUAAAGUUGGAGCACGUCCUCUCAAACACAAUUAAAAAGUUAUAUGAAGAAAUGUUGCGAACCGCUCAGCAGAAGUUUUUGCGGUCUAAUGAUACCCACCACUUGGCCAACGCGGUGACUUGCUUCCUGCUGUACUUCACCUCCUUCCUGGACCUCCUGCUUGGGCUGAGGGACAGCAGCUACAUCAGCCUCCCCCUCCCCGCCGAUGCUAACCUCUUCAACGGCUUCAGCAGUUUCAGCAGUUUCAGCGGCGUCAGCGGUUUCAGCGGCGUCAGCGGUUUCGGCGGUUUCAGCAGCAACUUCAGCAGCCGCAACAGUUUUAACCUCUCCAGUGGGGGGCUGCUCAGAAGGCAGAAGAAGAAACGCGGGGAAGACAACCCGUGUAUGGGCCAAACCACCGGGAGGGAGAGCUACAUCUACAUGCACAACGGGUACACGCGAAGGAGCACCUUCCUGUGGAUGCUGUGGAGGGGCAGGCACAAUGAGACCGGCUCGCAGGUGGAACAUAUAUACUUGUGUCCCAAGGGCGAGACAACCCUGGGGACUAUCCCGGGGGGGAGACUCGCGGCCCUCCUGAGCAACCACCGGGACUUCUGCUUCGCCUUCCUGAAUAACUCCAAGUGUGUGGACGAGCACAGGGGCAAGCAGUACCUGCUCGUCACCGGCGGGGCAGAGCGAGCGGGAGAGGCGGCGGGGCAAGAGGUGGGAGAAGCGGUGGAGGAGAAAGCAGCGGAGGAGGAACACGCGGCUGCUGCUGCGGGGCGAACCCUGCUGUUCAGGCACGCUAACGUGAGCGUCCACAGCGUGGAGGAGAACCCCCCGUGGGGGGACUCCCCCCCCUUUUUGGCAAGAGCGAACUUCGCCGACGCGGCCACAUGGGGCGACGGCGACUUGGCGUGGGCCCCCAGUUUUGAGUUGCUCGAGGGGGGGGCCACCAGCGUGAAAAGGAUAAGCGGCGGGGUGGCAAGCAUUGUAGUGAAAAACGGGGGAGUGACAAACGGGGGAGUGGCAAACGGGGGAGUGGCAAACGGGGGAGUGGCAAACGGAGGGAGAACCCCCACCCCGAGGGAGACCCAUUUGUGCUCGCCACACCAAAUCAACUGCAGCCAUCACGGGGAGGGCCUCGAAUGGGGAGGCGCGGCCCCCGACUUGGUGGAGCGAAUUCGCCUCGUGCUGACCAUCUUGAGGGGGUACCUAAAGGAAACGCUAAAUUCGAAGCGGCACUGCCUCCUCGACGCGCUGGAAAACUUCAAGGAAUGUAAAAACGGACUGGAGGAUAUAAAAUUUGUGUAUCAUCUGAUUUACCUGCUGGACUUUGAGAGGAAGGAGAGGAAGGCGCCUGACGCGGUCAUCUUCAAGAAGGUGUAUCACUUGGUGGUGGAGGCGCUGCUCGGGGGGGAGGCGGCGGAUAGGGGGAAGGCGGCGAAUGGGGGGAAGGCGGCGAAUGGGGGGAAGGCGGCGAAUGGGGGGAAGGCGGCGAAUGGGGGAAAGACACAUGAUAGCGUAAAAACAACCGGGGGAGGAAAGCCAGUGGAGAGAGAACCGCCCCGCACCCCCCCCGCGGUGGACGGCGAGCGGGUCAUAACCUUCAUAUACAAUUUGGUGAAAAUCGCGAGAGUGAUAGCGAUGAGGAAGGAACAAAUGAAGAGGAUCUUCAAGUUGCUUCAAACGUACGCGGACAAGUCAGCAGAACUGUAUAGCUCCUUUUUCAAUCGGCUGUUCCUUUUUAUUUAUGAGGACACAAAGGAGGAGAACAGGCGGUUCUUGAGGGGCCACUUGGGCAGCUACUUCAAUGGCAAGAAAAUUACGUUUCACAUCUUGAGCCACAUCCUGCGCUCCCUCCCCAGAGGGGGUAAGCGUGAUCCGCGGCGGGAGCGGCGGGAGAGGCGGAGGCAGCUCCCAUGGCAGCAGGGAGACGAGCUGGCGGGUGAGCUCCACGCGGAGGAACGCUGCGAAGAUCCGCUCCGAAGACAACCCCCAGCCAACCGGCGCGCUUCCAAAAAAAUGAAGUUCUCCCACCUAAAUGAGGAGAUCUUUAAGGAGACCUUUCGGAUGGGGAGGAGCAUCUACUCAAGUGACAGCUGCGACUCGACGGGGAGGAGCAUCUUGCGAGUGAAGCGCGUGGAGAGUAGGAACUACCUGGCGUAUGAGCGGCGGAAGGAGCGUUCCGUCUUCCGCGGGUCGGGGGAGAAGUCCGCAGGGAAGGCGUCUGCCAAGAAGGCUGCUUCACCGAAGGCUCCAGUGGAGAGCGCCUCUCUGCCGAGGAGAGCGAAGGGGAGAGGCCCCAACGAACUCCCCGGUGGCAGCUCCUGGUGGGCGACUUCUCACGGGAAGGAAGAAGGACCCAGCAAAAGGGGCCACCCCAACAGGAAGGGGAAGAAAAGGGGAGACCAACUGAAGGCGCACGUUCUGCCUGAGCAGCUGUGGAAUGACGGCCUGUGGGAUGAAACGAGAAGCUUCUCCACGUCCAUGUGCACGAAUGAGGAGGUGUCCACCGCGAUGAGGGGGUUCCCUAAGGGGGGAGAGGACCCCCCGGAGAGCUGCAGCUCAAGCGAAUGCCGCCACUACGUGGACAACCUGUGCCUUCGCUACGGGAAGAGAUGGAGGGGGCGCCGAAAAAAAGGAAGCCACUCUAAAAUGGGGCAUCUUCUGCCCGCUGAUUGGAAGAGCAACGCGGAGGACGUCCUCGCGAUCGGAAGCAACACCAGCGAAGGAGCCACCCCCCUGAGCUACACAUCCUCGUCGUGUACAUCCACAGAGGAGGACGAUUCGCGUGACGACGAUAGACAGAAAAUUUGCUUCCAAAUGAGCGAGCUGAGCAGCAACGGUGGGGAGAAAUACCUGAGCCUCCUAAGUGCGGCAGAUUUCAAAAUUGUUAGAAGCGGGAGGAGCGACAGAAGCGACAGAAGCGACAGGAGCGAUAGGAGCGAUAGGAGCGAUAGGAGCGAUAGGAGCGAUAGGAGCGACAGAAGCUUCCAACCGAUGGAAGAUAUGAGGAGAUACCCCCCGGAGGGGGAGGCGGACGGAGCGGAUGGAGUGAAUGGGACGAAACGCUGGCACCCCAUGAACAACAAGCAAGUGCACCGCCUGCUGACCUUCCAGCAGGACAGCUCCUUCUGCUUCAUCAAAUACAAGCCCUACCACGAAUUUGACGAAGAGAGGAGAGUAAAGAUACAGAAGUACCAUCAGGAGGAGGAGAAGAAACAAAAAAAAAAAAAAAACAUUUUGUAUAUGCCUCUCUACAUUAGCAUCGUCGGGGGGGUAGACGUAUUUUUAUUUAAAUAUUACCAGCACGUGUGUGACACCUAUGUGAGCUCCUAUUUUUACCUGAAUACCUUUUAUUUUGAAAAGUAUGUUCGUAGGAAGUACCGGGGGAGGGGGCACUCGGAGAGGUGCCUGUUCGAUGACCCCUUCUACUACCACUACGUGUUUGGCAACCGGUUCGGCUGCCACGACAGCGCGCGGGCCGUUCGGGGCGCGCGCGUGGGCCCCCGCGCCUACGUGAAGUUCUUUAGGCGGUCGGGUGCAGCGGGGGGAGCGGCGGGUGAAGCUUCAACUGCGGGAGUGGAAGGAGCGGCUCCAACUGCGAGUGAGGCGCGCGUAAAGGAGGAAGGCGCCUUGGACGAGGCCCCCUCGGGGGAAGCGACCCCGGAGGAGCUGGCCAGCCAAAAGGGCCCCCGCGCGGCGGAAAAAAAAAGACCCAACGGUGUGGCGGACAGGCGCGCCAGACAAGCGUCCAACGAGGUUGGAAAGGCGUCAAAAGGGGCAUCCGCCGAGAAAAAAAAAAAAAAAAAAAAAAACCAAAGUGAAGAACAAAACGGUGGGGACCACACAAUUCAGAAGGACCAGUGGGAAGAAUGCGAGCGGAACUUUUUUUACGUGGAGGAUGAACUAAGCACAGACGAUGAGGAAGACAGGGUCCCGAGGAGGGACCCCAAGGAGGUUAAUAUUUUUAAGAGGCACUUGCUAAUUCUGGACCACUUGAAGGGCUACUUUAGCUUCUCCAUUUUCACGCGAAUGGAGAACAUGAUAGGGGACAUGUUCCAGAACUACCUGCUGAACCUGCCCUACGUGAACAGGCACAUCUCGGUGGGGAGCGUGAUGAGCGGAGUGGCUAGCGAAGUGGCUAGCGAAGUGGUUCUCCCCGCUAAUCCCCCCGCCGACCGCGCCGCUAACCGCGCCGCAGACCGCAGGAGCUACCACAACCUGGUGAGGGAGUGCUUCCUGGGGAGGGGCGGAAUUCAACUCUCCAUGACGGUGGUGAACGUGGAGUACUGGCGGUUCGAGGACCUGAAGGAGGAGGACCCCCUCGUGAGCAGUUUAAUCCCCGACAGCCUGUCCGCCUACUUUGAGGCGAUCAAUAAAAUGUACCAGCAGAGGAACGCAGAUAAGCACCUCGUCUUCCUCUUCAAUUUGUGCUCCCUUGACUUGAACGUGGGCAAUUACCUUUUCACGGUGAAGCUGACGGAAGGGCUAGUCUACUUAUUUUUAAACAGCCUGGAAAUGAGGGCCAUGGAAAUAUAUAAGGAGAAGCUACGCUCCGAGCACUUCCACACGAGCAAAGGAAGUUAUAAUUUUGAUUUCCUCUUCAUCUCGUCCACCUACAAAUCGAGGGAGAGCAAAACGAUACACAUCAUUGUGAACGAGCGGGUUGUUCUGUAUGACUUUCACUUGAUAAAGAACUCCGGCGAGGUUGCCACGGGCAGCGGCAGGAGGAAGGGUUCCCGGGUGGUCGCUCCCCCCCGCGGAGCGGUACGCAGUGCGGAAGCCGCAAACGGGGGAGAGUCAACCCAUAGGGAGGAAAUCCCCUUUGCGAGAGAGUCAUCCCCGCAGAGGGAACAAUCUCACACGCGAAUGAAAACAACUGCAAUUGGAUGCGAAGGCACCCGCGAAGCAGAAGCAGCGGCGUUGUCUCUCCCAGAGGGAGCUACUCAAAAGGGGAGUCAAAAUGAAACAUCCCAAUCGCUCAGUGGAAGGAGGAAGGACGUGAAAGACAUCACACACGCUGCCCCCCCCGGGAGGGAACUACAAAAUGAAAAGGAAGCGGAGACCCUCACAAAGAAAAAGAUCUCAACUGAUAAUGUCUAUUACAAUUUAAAUUUCCUGAAAGAGUACCAGGAGAAGGAAAUAAAAAAAUUAAGAAGCAGAGAGAUUGUGGACGAUGUAGAUGUGAAGCUCUUCUUCACAGAGGAGUACCUCCUUCAGAAAAUGAGCUUACCAGAUUGGUUCGUCCGGGAGACUUUAAAAAAGCUAACUGGGAGGAACCUCCUGCAAAGGAACACCUUCAAAGUGAUGAGCAAGAGGAACAACAAGACGAGUCAGUUCGUUGUGUAUACCACAUCUGAGUUUGAUUCUGUGGGGGGGGCGGAUGUCUCUGAGGGGAGAGUCAAAGGGGAGCAAGUGGCACCGUGGGGGGGGGCGACAGGCAGUCCCCUCCGUCAGCAGGGUGGAAGCGAUGGAAGGGGUGGGAGCGGUCGGAGCGGUGAAAUGGGUGGUUCGGGCGACACUGUUGAUGCGGGUCAGAUGAACACCCCCGGGGAACAGCCCCAGAGCGAUAAAGAGCCACAAGAGGGACCAGAGCCACAACCCCCGGCGCCCCUGCCUCGAAGACAGGGGGGAACGCGCCACGCAGCGAGGCAACGCUCGGAGCAACUCACCAGACAGAGGUCCUCUCGCCAGCGAGCGAUCACUCCGGACCCCACCCCGAGGAGCGACAGGAGGAGGAAGCUCCCAAUUGGCCCCUGCGACCUGUCCGCGCAGAACAGCGAAGAGGGUAAGCUCCACUUGGCGAAGAAGCAGAAGAGCGGCAAGGGCAAAGGCGCGCGCGCGGGGCCCGCCCCCCCGGGAUCGUCCCAGCCGCCAUCAUCAUCCAUAGCAGCACCAUCAUCCGCCGCACCUCCAUCAUCCGCCGCACCUCCAUCAUCCGCCGCACCUCCAUCAUCCGCCGCACCUCCAUCAUCCGCCGCACCUCCAUCAUCCGCCGCACCUCCAUCAUCCGCCGCACCUCCAUCAUCCGCCGCACCUCCAUCAUCCGCCGCACCACCCUCAUCAUCGCUACCUCCCCGCGUCGGGAAAGUCAAAACCGAGCGAGCCACCAAAGCCCCGCGCGAACGACUCGCGGGGAAAGCGUCUAGCAGUGGCCGGACGAAACGGGAAAAAGGCACACCCACGGUUAGCCAUGUUAGCGGCGUUCGCGCCGUUCGCGGCAGCGUGGUGAAGGUAGAGACUGGUAACGUCGCCCCUUGUGUGAACAACUCGCUAGGCAGCUGCGGCCCGGAUGAGGGUGAUGGCAACAGGGAGAGGGUCGCAAACGAGGCAGACGAGGCAGACGAGGCAGACGAGGCAGACGAGGCAGACGAGGCAAAUGCUGGCAACGCCGCCAACGCUGGCAACGGCCGGCGCACACGCGCUGGCGCGCGCAGUGGCAGGGGCGGCCGCGAAAAGGGCGCCCCCGAGGGAAGCGCCCAUCAGGAGGAGAAGGCACCCCAGCCGAAUCACUCCGAAGAUAAGAAACGAACGAGGGAAAAGCGAGCGAAUAAAUCUGCAAAGGAAAAGCAAGCGAACAAAAAUGCAAAGGAAAAACGGGCGAACAAAGCUGCAAAGGAAAAACGAGCGGCUAACAAUUUAGCGCCCUACCUGAGUGAGAGGAAAGGCAGCAGCGAUGGCGCAGCGAAGGACCAUUCGGUAGUCAAGCAGGGAGAGGCAACCAACCCCGCCAGCAGUAGCUUCAACUGUAGUAGUAGCAUGAACGAGCCCGUGGACUUCUUCCUGGACGACGUGCUGACCGACAACGACGACGAAAAGGAAAUUAAAAAGAGGAGAACCUUCGACCAAUUAAGCUUGGAAGAGCCCUACGAAUUCUACGAAAGCCAAAUACUAAAGAUAACGACGGAUCGAAUGAACAAAAUGAAAGCAGAGCCGGGGAGGAACACCUCCACUCCUCUCUUCCUAAUUGUGAGCAGUCUUAAUAAAACCCUAACGGAAAGACGAAUGAGUCAUUUGUCUCAGCCCAGCGUGCUAGCCAUUUUAAACAUCAUGAUGAAGAAGAACAAGGUGGCGCGGGUCGGUGGCAACUGGCAGCCAACGUAGGUCCUGCUCUAAGCGCAGCAGACAUGAAGCGGCAAAGCGACACUCGUUUGUAAGGAGGCCAGCACGCAACUGACCCCUCCUUUUUUAUUUCACUUCUUAACCCCGUGCGUUCCUCCACUUUUGUGCCAAUACGUUGGGGGGCUGCUUUUUUUUUUUUUUUUUUCUUCCCCUAAUGAUGCAGCAACGGGGGCAUUUUUCACGACGCAGUUUUUCCUGCACAACUUUGCAACUUCAGAGGGAACACCAUUUCAUGUCAUCCAAGUCAUUUUUCUAUUUUG